Daphnia pulicaria is the source of this 4128-nucleotide messenger RNA. It is a transcript of the gene norpA, whose product is annotated as 1-phosphatidylinositol 4,5-bisphosphate phosphodiesterase-like. Gene Ontology annotation, biological process: phosphatidylinositol-mediated signaling; lipid metabolic process. The transcript has 22 exons. Lineage: Eukaryota; Metazoa; Arthropoda; Branchiopoda; Diplostraca; Daphniidae. Gene Ontology annotation, molecular function: phosphatidylinositol-4,5-bisphosphate phospholipase C activity; calcium ion binding. Bases 231 to 3512 code for a protein of 1093 amino acids. The record is from RefSeq and is a predicted model, not a curated record.
UCAGUCCCGUUGAAGCUCAGUAGCGCACCGUCCGCCACCAUCUCCGAAACUGGAGAGAGAAUUCCCUCAUUUUUCACAUUUUCCUCCACUUUUAGAAACGUCCGUGGAAUUGUUAACAAGUUCAUUUUAAUUUGCCCACUGCUGGUCCGUGAGCAUUUUUUGCCGGCAAAUUUUUUUUUUUGGUUUUAUGAAUUUUUUAUCCCCGACACGAAUAAUUAUUGUGCGCGAAAAUGACAAAAAAGUUUGAUUUUAAUUGGCGGAUUCCCGUACCAGAACCGCUUCUUCAAGGCAACUCUUUUGAUAAAUGGACCGAAGAAAAGGACACGUUCGAUUUAGAGCCGAGUUGCUUCUUUCAGGUCGACGAGUAUGGCUUCUUCAUCCAUUGGAAGUCGGAACCUCGGGACGGCGACGUGCUGGAGUUGAGCCAGGUCAGCGACGUUCGAUCGGGAGGUCUUCCAAAGGACUCCCGUGGAUUGAAUCAGUUGAUGAGCAAGCACGGAUCCAACACCGCCCAGGAACUCGAUGACAAAUCACUGACCAUUUGCAGCGGUCUCGACAUGGUCAACAUCAAUUAUUUGCACGUCGUUUGCGAGUCAGCCGAACAGGCCAAGGCGUGGCUGGAAGGGUUGCGGCAGAUCACCUCGAAUGUCAAAGCCAACAACAUAUGUCCGAUGACGUGCUUGAAGAAACAUUGGAUGCGACUCGGCUUCCAGGUGGAUGCAGCCGGUAAAGUGCCAGUCAAAGUCGUGGCCAGAACUUUCGCUUCGGGUAAAACGGAGAAACUCAUCUACCAGGCCUUCGCCGAAUUAGGACUUCCCAGUGAAAAGGGCGAUUCUAUGGAAAAAGCUGAUUUUACGUUCGAGAAAUUCGUCGCACUUUAUCACAAAAUUUGUCCCAGAAAUGAUAUCGAAGAAUUGUUUCAAUCCAUCACUAAAGGCAAGUCGGAUGCGAUUGGGAUCAUUCAAUUUAUCGAUUUUCUGAACGACAAACAGCGCGAUCCCCGCCUCAACGAGAUCCUUUAUCCUCUCUAUAAUGAGAAAAGAGCCACAGAAAUUAUUGAAGAGUAUGAACAGGACAAAGAUAAUCGCCUUAGAAGGCGCUUGAGCAAAGACGGUUUCAUUCGUUAUCUCAUGUCUGACGACAAUGCCCCAGUAUGGCUCGAUCGUCUUGACAUCUACAUGGAAAUGGAUCAACCGUUGUCGCAUUAUUACAUCAACUCUUCCCACAAUACUUAUCUCAGUGGACGACAGUUUGGCGGUAAAUCCUCGGUGGAAAUGUACCGACAAACCCUUUUGGCCGGUUGCAGAUGUGUCGAGCUCGAUUGUUGGGAUGGCAAAGGCAGCGAUGAAGAACCCAUCAUUACUCACGGCAAAGCCAUGUGUACUGAGAUUCUCUUCAAGGACGUUAUUCUCGCCAUCCGCGACUGCGCUUUUGUCACUUCGGAUUGGCCGAUCAUUCUGUCGUUCGAGAACCAUUGCUGUCGAGCCCAGCAGUAUAAGCUGGCCAAAUAUUGCGAUGAAAUCCUUGGUGAUCUCCUGCUAAAGGAACCGAUUCCUGAAUCUCCGUUGGAACCCGGAGUGCCUCUGCCAAGUCCGAGCCAGCUGAAGCGGAAGAUUCUCAUCAAGAACAAACGACUUAAGCCAGAUGUUGAAAAGCAAGAGCUUGAACUCUUCCGUCAGGGUCAGUUCGUCAUAACAGAGGACGAGGAGAAGGAAGACGCUUCGGCGCCAGCGGCUCCUAUUCCUGAAGAUAAAAAGGAAACUGAAGCCGGCGCCAGCGAAUCCCGCUCUCUCAGCUUUGAAGAGAAGAUGUUCCAGGUGUACGAGUACAAAGGCGGAACCAAUCACAUUCAUCCUUGGCUUUCUUCCAUGGUCAAUUAUGCAGAGCCUGUCAAGUUCCAGGGAUUCGAUGUAGCCGAGGAAAAAAAUAUUCAUCACAACAUGUCGUCGUUUGCGGAAACCACCGGUCUCAAUUACCUGAAGACUACGGCCAUUGAAUUCGUCAACUACAACAAGCGUCAAAUGAGUCGUAUUUAUCCAAAGGGAACUCGAGCCGAUUCCUCCAAUUACAUGCCCCAGGUGUUUUGGAAUGCUGGGUCCCAAAUGGUGUCGCUUAACUUCCAGACACCUGAUUUGCCGUUCCAGCUCAAUCAGGGCAAGUUUGAGUACAACGGAAACUGCGGCUACCUCCUGAAACCCGAUUUCAUGCGUCGUCCCGACAGAACUUUCGACCCGUUUGCAGAAUCGCCCGUGGAUGGUGUCAUUGCCGCCCAGUGCGCUGUCCAGGUUAUCGCCGGUCAGUUUUUGUCCGAUAAGAAAGUCGGUACUUAUGUUGAAGUCGACAUGUACGGUUUGCCAACCGACACCAUCCGUAAAGAGUUUCGAACUCGCAUGGUUCCCGCCAAUGGUCUCAACCCCAUUUACAACGAAGAACCUUUCCUCUUCCGAAAAGUGGUUCUUCCAGAUUUAGCUGUACUCCGUUUCGGAGUCUACGAUGAAAACGGCAAACUUCUUGGUCAAAGAAUCCUGCCGUUGGACGGUCUCCAAGGUGGAUACCGUCACAUCUCUCUAAGGACAGAAGCCAACUUUCCAAUGGCUUUGCCCAUGCUCUUUUGUAACAUUGAGCUAAAGAUCUACGUUCCGGAUGGAUUGGGAGGAUUCAUGGACGCGCUUUCGGAUCCUCGAGCAUUUAUGUCUGCCAAUAAGGAACGAGACAAUAAACUGAAGGAAAUGGGAAUUGAAGAAUCGGAACAAUCCAAGGCUGCUGUCACUGGCGGCAAACCAGCUCCAGCCGCCGAAGAAGAAGUCAAAAGAGAGGAAAUGAAGUUCGAGCCCGUGACCCUCGAGUCCCUUCGUAGCGAUAAAGCGUUUGCCAAGGCGACCAAGAAGCACCAAAAGGACCUUGAUUCAAUGAGGAAACGACAACAAAAGGAGAAAGCCACCAUCCAGAAGAACCAAGUGUCGGCCGUCGAGCGGAUCGUUAAAGGGAAAAAUAAAGACGAAUUCAUCAACGAUCCGGCCCUUAAACAGCUGGUAGCGGAUCAAGCCAAAGAGUGGUCCGAAUUGGUCGGGCGCCAUUUGAAGGAGGAGUGGACCUUGUUGAAGGAACAACUGGAGGCUCAACAGGACAUUCUCAAAACGGUUAUGCAGGGGGCACAGGGAGCCCAACUGAAGCUGCUGGACGCCAAAUUGGAGAAAGAGAACAAAGACCUGAAGUCACGUCAAGCGAAAAUGGCCGUUGAAACAGCCAAAGAAGUGGCCGCCGACAAGACGCUGCGCAACAAAGCGGAAAAGGAGCGCCGUUUGCGUGAAAAGGCCCAAAAUAAUACCAAAAAGUUUAUCGAGGAACGCAAAAUUACCGCCAUGAAACAGGGCAAAGAGAAGGAGAAGCUCGUGGCCAUGCAUGCAAAGCAACUGGAGGACUUGAACCGAGACAUUCAACUGAAUAUUGAGAUGUAUAAGAACGCGGAAGUGGAGUACCAGCUGGCGAAUCCAUAUGAAUUCUUCGUUUGAGACCUGUGGCGUUCAACUCAUUAAAUUCUUCGUCAUCACAUUCCAUCACAUAAUGUGAACCUGCUGUUGCUUGAACAUGCGCUUCCAUGCCCCCCGUACGUCGCCAUACGUUUCAUUUGAGUAUAUUUCUCUUUACAUUAAAAACAUAAAAGGAUCCAUUAAAGAAUACUCGUAGAUGUUGCAAUUCCUCUUCCGCGAUUGUCGGUACCUCUCAUUGUUAUUCAAAUCCGUAACCUGUAUUAUUUCGAAAUUUUAUUUCAUCUUUUCAUUCUUUUCAUACCUAGCCAAAAAUCUUUUGGGUGUGCCAACAAACUAUGCCUUAUGAUCGUUGGGACUACUAUUGUUCUUUACUCGUUAGAUGGCGCUGGAUCGGCCUAUGAGCCGAUUUGUGAAUCAAUCCCAACUAUACUAUUUUUUCUUUACUUUGUUUUCACAUUUAAUUUACAGUUCAUUCCUUGAGCAAAAUUUUAAAUUGCUCUUUUGUCCUCCAGAACUUGUCCACUCCCACUCUCUCUUCUAGACAUUGCAUAUAUUCAUAGUUGUGAAUUUCUUUUAUCCAAAUACAACGCAAUAAAAAAAAACCAAGCCAAGUGUCUGGUUUCUGUUUAGCAGCGAC